Messenger RNA from Metarhizium album ARSEF 1941, 1110 nucleotides. RefSeq names its product GCN5-related N acetyltransferase. Gene Ontology annotation, cellular component: NatA complex. The transcript has a single exon. Gene Ontology annotation, biological process: mitotic sister chromatid cohesion. The record is from RefSeq and is a predicted model, not a curated record. NCBI's taxonomy places the organism in Eukaryota, Fungi, Ascomycota, Sordariomycetes, Hypocreales, Clavicipitaceae. Bases 1 to 1110 code for a protein of 369 amino acids. Gene Ontology annotation, molecular function: acyltransferase activity, transferring groups other than amino-acyl groups.
AUGUCUCUCCCUUCGACCAAGGCGCCGCCCGCGCAGCUAUCCAUCCGCUCCUUCUUCCAGUCCAAACAGCCGAAAUACGCACCGCCGCCAUCAUCACGCGACAUCAUGAUGCCGUCAAACCCCCCCAAUUCGCCUCCUCCUUCUCGCGGGCCUCCGGUUCAAACCCUCUCAAUACCGCCCCCGCCGGCCAACCUUCCCCCAGAGGCGGCCAUUCGCCUCAUUACCGAGUCCGACAUCGCACCCCUGCGGCGCAUCAACUCCCUCCUCCUACAAGUCAGCUACCCAGACACCUUCUACCACAAGGCCACGGACGCGUCCUCAUCAGGCCCCUUCUCGCGCGUAAUCACAUGGACGCACGCGGGCGAGGAGCCCAAAAUCAUAGGCGGCAUCGUGUCUCACAUAGAGUCCGACGCCGACACCUCCGCCGCGGCCGCCCCGGUCCCCCCACAGAACCUGUACAUCCGCUCGCUGUGUCUGCUCUCGCCCUACCGCUCGCUGGGGCUGAUGAACGCCGCGCUCGACCACGUCGUUGCCACGGCGGCCAGCGCGCCGACGCUGGAUGUUCGCACCGUCACCGCCCAUGUCUGGACUGAGAACGAGGAGGGCCUCCACUGGUACGAGGCGCGCGGGUUCACGCGGCUGGAGCCUCCCGUGGAGGGGUACUACUUGAAGCUGCGGCCCGAUUCGGCGUGGCUCAUGAAGAGGGAUGUUGGCGCCAGCGUGAGGAGCAGUCUCCCCCGUGUGACUGGAAAUAACGGUGUUGCGGCUUCGUCACCCCCCCUCGCAGCGAGCACAACUGCUGCGGUUGUGAAUCUGCCUCCGCCGCCGCCGCCGACAUCUGGUCCUCCGUCCGCGCAAUCCACGCCGCCGCCGUCAGCACCAUCGCCACGGGGGGAAGCUGCGAGACCAAAAGCCGUGUCGGUGCAGUCGUAUCAGAGCCAACGGCCGGAUACGGAAUGGAACGACCUCCCGGCCGAUAUGGCCCAGAAGCUGGGUCCGCUGCGCAUGACGGGCAGUGAGUCGGCCUCGGCGGCGAGUUCCAGGAGUAGUUCACAAGCCCCGAGGAAGAAGAAGGAUCGCUCGUAUCCGGCCGCCGCGUUCGCCAACUGA